This is a messenger RNA of Silurus meridionalis, 7480 nucleotides long. It is a transcript of the gene kcnc3b, whose product is annotated as potassium voltage-gated channel, Shaw-related subfamily, member 3b. Gene Ontology annotation, molecular function: delayed rectifier potassium channel activity; protein binding. The transcript has 6 exons. The record is from RefSeq and is a predicted model, not a curated record. Gene Ontology annotation, cellular component: neuronal cell body membrane; axon; voltage-gated potassium channel complex. The coding region runs from base 630 to 2459 and encodes 609 amino acids. NCBI's taxonomy places the organism in Eukaryota, Metazoa, Chordata, Actinopteri, Siluriformes, Siluridae. Gene Ontology annotation, biological process: potassium ion transmembrane transport; protein homooligomerization.
GAGAGAGAGAGAGCGCGAGAGAGAGAGAGAGAGAGAGAGAGAGUGGGGGCAAAGCGUUUCAGACAGAGCAAACAGAGGGACCGACUAGACCGUGUGCGCGCGCGUCGGUGUGUGUCAUGAGAGAGCGAGAGGAGUGUGUGUGUGUGUGUGUGUGUGUGUGUGUGUGUGUGUGUGUGCGCGCGCGCGCGUCGUCUGUCUGCCUCUCUACACCUUCAGCCAGACAGUAGAGGUGGAUUUUGGUCCAUGAUGAUGAUGAUGAUCGGUACAGCAGGGCGGUAUAUCGCGAUAAAGAACAAUGCAGGAUAAAAGCACGAGAGUGUGAGAGCACGAGGAAGGUGUGUCAGCGAUCAUCAUCAUCAUCAUCAUCAUCAUCAGGCUCGAGAAAGAGAGAGAGAGAGAGAAAUCCACCUCUACACCUCUUCAUCUCCAUCACUCCGGUGUCUUGAUCGAUCUCAUGGUAUCGAGAGAGAAAAAAAGUGAUCGCGUGCACACUCGGAUUAAAUACCGGAUCUUUUUAUCCAGAAAAAAACCCGACGUUCGGCUUUAAUUCCGAGCUCGAAUCCGAACCCAACUCCUCCCUCUCCUGCCGGUUUUCUCAUCUCCCCCCGCCCCCCCUCCCCCUCCUCUCUAUGCUCAGCUCGGUGUGCGUGUCGUCGUUCCGAGGGCGCAAGGCGGGUAACCAGUCGUCCAACAAGGCAUGCGGGAGCGCCGACAUGCCGUGCCCGGCGGACAGCGAGCGCAUCGUCAUCAACUGCGGCGGCGUGCGCCACGAGACCUACCGCAGCACGCUGCGCACGCUCCCCGGCACGCGCCUCGCGUGGCUCACCGAGCCCGACGCGCCGAGCAACUUCGACUACGACGCGGCGGCCGACGAGUUCUUCUUCGACCGGCACCCGGCGGUGUUCGCCUUCGUGCUCAACUACUACCGCACCGGAAAGCUGCACUGCCCGGGGGACGUGUGCGGGCCGCUCUUCGAGGAGGAGCUCGCGUUCUGGGGCAUCGACGAGACGGACGUGGAAGCCUGCUGCUGGAUGAACUACCGGCAGCACCGUGACGCCGAGGAGGCGCUCGACAGCUUCGAGACGCCCGAGCCGGACCCGCCGGAUGACGACGCCGUCGCCGCGCUCGCCGGCGGUGCCGACGGAGACCUGCGGCGCCUCUGCCUGCACGAGGACGGCCGCAAAGUGGGCUGGUGGCGCGUGUGGCAGCCCAGAAUCUGGGCGCUUUUCGAGGAUCCGUAUUCGUCCAAGUACGCGCGGUACGUGGCAUUCGGCUCGCUGCUCUUCAUCCUCAUCUCCAUCUCGACGUUCUGCAUGGAGACGCACGAGGCGUUCAACACCCUCUACAACCGGACGGAGAACGUGACCGUGGGCAAUGUGACGCGCGAGGAGGUCGUCUACGAGGUGGUGACAGACAGCUGGCUGACCUACGUGGAGGGCGUGUGCGUGAUCUGGUUCACCAUCGAGGUGUUCACGCGCGUCGUCUUUUGCCCGGACAAGGCCGAGUUCUUCAAGAGCGCGCUGAACAUCAUUGACUUCGUGGCCAUCUUGCCGUUCUACCUGGAGGUCGGUCUGAGCGGCCUCUCGUCCAAGGCGGCCAAGGACGUACUGGGCUUUCUGCGCGUCGUCCGGUUCGUGCGCAUCCUGAGGAUCUUCAAGCUCACGCGCCAUUUUGUCGGGCUGCGCGUUCUUGGCCAUACGCUUCGUGCCAGCACCAACGAGUUUCUCCUGCUAAUCAUCUUCCUCGCCCUUGGAGUGCUCAUCUUUGCCACCAUGAUCUACUAUGCCGAGCGCAUCGGCGCCAGCCCCAACGACCCCACGGCUAGCAACCACACCAGUUUCAAGAACAUCCCUAUUGGGUUCUGGUGGGCCGUGGUCACCAUGACGACCCUGGGCUACGGUGAUAUGUACCCAGAAACUUGGUCCGGCAUGUUGGUGGGCGCUCUGUGUGCCCUGGCCGGCGUGCUCACCAUUGCCAUGCCUGUGCCCGUCAUUGUCAACAACUUCGGCAUGUACUACUCCCUGGCCAUGGCCAAACAGAAGCUGCCCAAGAAGAAGAAUAAACACAUCCCCCGAGCCCCGCAACCCGGCUCGCCCAACUACUGCAAGCCUGACGCCCUGGCUAUGGCCACCGCCUCGCCUCAGAGGAUCCUGGGUAAUGUGUUGGGCGGGGUCAUUGGCUCGGGUGGCCUCACCGGAGACUGUCCACUUGCUCAGGAGGAGAUCAUAGAAAUAAACAGAGACUCGAAGCAGAACGGUGAUGCGGCGAGUGCGGCGCUGGCGAACGAGGACUGUCCCACCAUAGACCAGGUGUUGAGUCCGGACGAGCGAAGUCCUUUGGGACGGACACGUGAGCGCUACCAACAGGACCGAGCCUGCUUCCUGCUCAACACACGUGACUUCAGACCUGCGGAAUCCAACGUCCGGAAAGGCCGCCAGUGCAGCGCCAGUAUUUCUUAGCUGUGUGACUGUGGUGUUAAGUUUCUAGCGUUCGCCGAUUCUUUAAAGAAGACACGGUUAAGUGUUUUCCGAGUUUACGGACGGAGGCGCAUCAUCCAGAUGCGACGUUUGAGGAACGUUGGUAUGGCGAAAAGAAUUUUUUUUUCCCCCAGACGAAAAGACAUGGAUAAAAGGGGAAAAAAAAAAAGAAAAAAAAAAAAACACCUGAGGCUGGAUCUUCAAACACAGUAACCAAAGCAACCUCUUGGAAUUCUGGACCCGUUCCUUGUUCUACAGAAAGACUUCCUAAAUCACAGAGAGAGAGAGAGAGAGACACUGGGCUAUUUUCGAUCAGAUUUAGAAAGGAAAGUUAUGAGAAAAAAAAAAAUCAAGCAAAAACAUUCCAUGAUGCUUCGUGUCUGCCGUACGAGAUCGAAAAAAAAAAAAAAAAAGAAAACACCAGAAAAACUCCGCCUGCUACGAUAAUCUGCAGUUCCGGAGCUCCACACGGACCGAGCUAGAUUAAUCAUGUAGCAUCUCUGCUAACCCUUUGUAGCAUUUGUUGGUUAGAGAAUCCUCUCCAGCAAUUUUUAGAGACUUGGAUAUUCAUUAACGGUUUGCACACACCGACUAACGACCACUUGGUCACGCACAAACCUUUAUCGUUUUUAGCAUUCCGGAGGAACUUGCCGUCAGCAUUACUGUCCUGUGUAGUUUUUUCUUUUUUUUACACGACCCCCGUAACUUGUACGUGUGUGUCUGUGUGUGUGUACAUAUAUAGUACAUUCCUGAUUGUUUUUUUGACUUUUUUAUGAUAUGGGUUGCUAUUCUGACAUGAGUCUUCCAUUCUUUAUCAUCAGUUCAGAAAAGGCAACUCGUUUAAUCCGCCAGACCAAAGCCCUCAACUGACAAAUCCAGAGCCCAACAUCAGUUUCUUAGCUACCAUACUCUGUUUUAAUAGGUGAAUUUCCAUAGGUGACCAGGCGUAGCAGGAUGGCUAAUGCUCAAUGCGCAAAUCUCCGCCAAGCUUACUUAUUAGCAGCAACGACAAUGCGUUUCUCUGAGAAGACCCCGUUCCUCUAAAGUCUUUCUUUGAAACUGAUUACUUGAUUUUUUUAUUGUUAGUAUUAUUAAUAUUAUGAAUAGUAGUAGUAGAAAUAGAGCUAAAGCUGCCAUAGUGAAUCCAUGUGCACAUCAACACUUGACUGACACACUGCCACAUCAUCGACGACCGCUCGGACCAAUAACGUGUGCAUGCUAAACACCCCUACCCCUUUUUUUUUUUUUAGACAGAUGGAGGUCUAAAAAGCUCCUGUCAUACCUUUCGCUCGGUCUCGAUGUCCUUGAAAUGUCCUUCAAGGAGAUUGGGUAUUUCCGUUUAAAAAAAGAAAUAAAAAAAAAUAGGAGGACAAAUGUACAAUGUAGAAUAUAUUUUGAUAAGUGGGCGGGAGAAAUAAAAGAAGAGCAGUUGUGCACCCAAGGAAACAAAAGAAAAAUAACACUGCGUCUGAAAAAAAAAAAAAGACCCUUGCGAUUCAAAACUGCGACGGCUUCCGCGAUUUGUCCGUAGGAAAGCAGACUGAAAAAAUAAUACAAAUAAAAAAUACUAAAUAUAUAAAGAGCUCCUGAAAAUAAAGGAAGCAUGAACACUGGGCAAGUGGAGAUCAGAAUAAAUUAAUAAAUAAAAAGAGAAAAUAAUGCAAGGACAAAUCUAAAAAAAAAAAAAAAGAAAUUAAAAAAAGAAAUAAAAUUUUUUAUAACUUUGUUUACCAGCAUGAGUUCUUCGCAUGAGGUUUUUUUUUUUUCUUUCUAAAAGCCCUUAGUUGAAUUAAGGAGGGCUUUAAAAAAAAAAAAAAGAUCAAAUAAAAAUAAUAUGCAAGGAAUAUAUAUAAAAAAAGAUUAUAUUAAAAAAAGAGCUAUAUUUUGUUUUUGAAAUAGUAAAAAAUCUGUAAAUAAAUAUCGAAAUGUUAAUAUAUGUACGACUGCAAGAAAAACUGCUUUUUUUCGAAGGUUGAAAAAAAAAAAAAGUCCAAUUUUUUUUUUUUCUUCCUUCUUGCCCCGCUUCUUCUGACUCCCACGUCGACGUCACUCGUCCACGAAUGCACAUUUCGCAGGCAUGAGUGUGUGAUCUGUCGUCUGGUAGUGUUCAAGUGCUGAGAGCCUUUUUUUAUUAUUUAUUUAUUUUUUACUUAUUUAUUUCUUCUGUAGCCAAUGUGGUGCUGAUUCUCCGGCCUUCCUUAUUUUUUUCAAUCCAGCUGCCGCCGCCUUUUUUUUCCCAGCAUGCUUUGCUAAGCAAAAAUGAUCUAUCCACACAUCUCAUUCUCAAGUCUGACUCGAGUCGAAGUGGCAAUAAAAAAAUAAAAAAACGACGACGAUAAUGAUGCGAAUGCUGUGGACGUUGUAGAAGGGUGUUAUGGGAAAUUUUCUUUUUAUAGACAACAGAUUGUCUAGUCUCAGGUGAAAAAAAAAAAGAAGAAGAAAGAAGACAGUUGGCUGUCUUUGCUUGCAUUCCAGUCCACCUGUCUGUCCACCUUUUUGUCUCUCUUUCUCUUUUUUAUCGUACCGUAGCCGAAAAGUUCGGAAAAACGAACAGCAGCAAUACGGAAAUCGCGCGAUUCGAAGACGUCUUUUGCUCGAUCGCGUCCUCGGUUUCUUGCACAAUCCUGCAGUCUUUAGAAGUCUUCCGAUGCAGGUCCGACUGUGAGCAGAGGAGCAGGGACGCUUACCGUAUGCCCGGACGUAUUCGCAAGACGAAAACCUGGUGGCGCUGUGGAGCUGUUCGAUUUGAAAAAUCGAUUGUGUGUGUGGAGGCCUGGGAAAACCUGCAAACCGAAUUUUUUUUGGAACAUUCCAUUCCAUUCCACAGAUUCGUUCAAGAACGUUUGUAAAGGCGGGUACUGAUGUUGGUGAGGUUAGAAGGCCUGGGGUGCAGUCAGCAUUCGCCUUCAUCCAAAAGUUGUUUAGUAGCUCUAUAGCAAGAUAUCUUCCAUAUCAAGUUUGGGUCUCCUUGUUGAAGGACGCAUUCAAAGCCAUCCAAUACAGUUAAAAGUUCCAUAGAUUCCAUAUUUCUAUAUAGACGCAACAACGUAACAACAGGUAAGAACUGAACUGUGAGUGGGGGAACUGAAGAAAAGUCGGACCACGUGAUUCUCUUGGAGUUGUUCCGAGACCUCAUUGGUAUUCGUCUGUUUAUCGCGUAGAAAAUGUUUGCGUAGUCGUCGUAUGUUUGUCGGAAAGAAUUUGCUAGCGAGUGGAAUUUUUAGCGUGGACAAUACAUACCUCCAAACUUCUCCACGUGACCGGAUUUGCCUGUUUGACCCAAGCCCUCCAACACACCAUUUUGUCUCUGGUUUCCCGAUCGUCCGUCCCCACGUUGCUUCAGUAGCCUCGAUAACGUUCGAUCCUGUAUCACAGACUGGGCAGAUUUCUUUUUCAUCCGUAGCUCAAAAUUUGCAGGUGCCCAGAUCACGUGUGCGGACGUGAAAACGGCGUAUCGAGUGGCGCGGACGAACUUCGUUUGUUUGUUUUUUUCCUGAUGCCGAGAGGCGUUCGUAAUGUUUUGGCUCGUGUGUUAGACCGCAAACUGUAGCAGAGCGAUUUCCAGUAGCAACAACUGUGUGUGUGUGUGUAUGUGUGUGUGUGUGUGUGUGUGUGUGUGUAGCUGAGUGGCCCGAAAUAUUCGAUUUCGUUUUACACUCUCUGGCUGUGUUAGCGUCAAUUAUCGUCAUGACAUGCUGCCAUUUUGAAAAAAGACAAAGGAGUUUAAAAAGAGAGAGAGAGAGAUGGACGGGUUGACAGACGGACGGACGGGUUGAUAAAUGGACAGAGAGACCGAAAAAAAGCACAAAAGAGGUAUAACGUGGAAGAACGGUGAAGAACACUGUGUUUCAGACUGCCAGGUUUUUCAGAUGCUGCUAUGAAAGAAAAUAAGUGUGCUCAUAAAUACAUGCGUGUUUUAUAUACAGUACCGGUCAGACGAUCGUCUCGGACACGCCCACCGAAAAUUUGCAUGAAUCGAAUAUAUUCGAAUUCGCGCAACCUAAAAAAAAGAAAAAAAACAAUUACUGAAAGCCUUCAUGAAAGGGAUUGUGAAAUAUCCCAGAUUUUAUAUGAAGUUAGCUCCGCCCCACUAGGGGUAAAAAAAAAAAAAGCUACUUCGACGUCCUCGGUGAUGUUAUGAUAAGCCCCGCCCCUUGUCGUUUUCAAUCGGAACAAUUGAAAUUGUUUCACCUCAUAUAAGUAGCAGAGGGCAAAAAAUAAAUAAAUAAAUAAAUAAAUAAAUAAAACGGCUCCUCUAAAAUAUUAACGUUACAAUGUUACAAAUCGUCCUGUCUAGACGUCUAGACGUCUGCUCGGUACUUUAUAUACACUAAUACAAUUGUUUUGGGCUUUUAUUUUUUCGACUUCACGUUCAAAUCAACCAUGGGAAUACCUUUAAAAGCCUGUGUGUGUGUGUGUGUGUGUGUGUGUGUGUGUGUGUGUGUGUGUGUGUGUGUGUGUGUGUUUUGGUGGUAAUCACAAAUUCACUGAAUGUUUCACCUGAAUAUGGGUAUGUUCCAUAGUUUGUCCAUGUUUUUUUUGUUUCCUGAAAUAUGACAGAUUUUAAAGUAGCGAUACACCGAAUUAUCUUGCGCACACACACACACACACACACACACACACACACACACACACAUAUGCAAGCUUGAUGCAUGUCAUUGACAUGGUGUGAAUGCACUCAUUCAUUUUCUGUUUGCGUUACACACAUUUCCUUUGUGAAGAUGUUUGUUUUUUGUUUUCUUUUGAGGGGGCGGGGUGUGAUGGGUGAAUUUGAAAAAAACGAUCGUUCCCGCCUUUUCCUUAUCACUUGAUCGCGUUUGUUUGCGUUCCCGCUCUUUCUAACCGGCUGAUUGGAUCGCCGCGUCUUGUGUGUAAUGAUGUUGUGUUUCAUUUUUUCUUUUUGUGUACUUGAAUUACAGAUAUGCAAAUCUUUUGCCACACUGACCACUGCCAGCCCAAUCAACAUGAUCAGUAAUUAAGACGAUUAAAGUAAUUAGUAACCA